AUGCCGCGUCACACUCGAGCACCUAGUCCGGAAUACACCAACAAUGAGGUCUUUCAGCAGGCCAUCAAGGGCAUGGCUCGUGACGCAAGCCCUUCCAUGCGACCGGAGCACGAGUUCAUCGACCCAAAGGUCGCUCUAGCUGAUCCGUUCACUCUCAACGGUGUCACUAGCUCUCAAACUAGCUGGUACACAGGCAAUCAGCCUCUCGGAGAUCAGCACAUCGGAUGUUCCUCCGGCUCUCUGCCCGUCGUCGGCUCAUCCCAGCAGGACCCGUCCUCGUGUGAUGAAGAUGCAGAUGGAGAGGUGGAUGACUCUUAUCAAUCUCAGCACUCUUUCUGGGCACCGGCUCUUGGCGAUACGAGUGUCAGCACGAUCGACUCUCUGGAUCUCGACGACAGUCCGAUUCCUUUGCUGGGCAGGGACGGAAAGUGGCAGGGCAGGGCUCCGUCCACGAACGUGAUCUUUUAUGAUUCCCGGGGUCACGAGCUUCCCCGCGGUGACACUCGCACGGCUCAUCCGAUUGACCACGUCGCAGAGCCAGCUGGGUCGCUCGUGACGUACGCUGCCCCCUAUCGAGGCACCCGCCACCGACGUGCGGCUUCUACGGCGAGCAGCACUGCUGGACCUAGCUCUCGAUCUGCGAAAAAGAAGCAAAAGUCUCGAGUCGACGACGAGCCGUACGGACCUGUCACUCCAGUCAAGCCAAAGAAGAAGCCAAAGCGGAAGCCAGCGAAAAAGCGCAAGCAGCCUGAAUCGAGCAAAAAAGCGACACCGAGCAAGGCGUUCAGCUCGGACGAUCGCCGACGGGACGCUCAUCUCAGCAGCGAGCUUGGCAGCUUGCCUUCCUCGAAAUUGCUCUCCUCGCCUGCCUCGUCUACGGGCAGGUACAGGCUGAGGAACAAGGCCAACGUACCCGUGCUAAGCCUCGCAGCGCUAAUGUCACCAUCUAAAGGUUCUCCCUCCUACGACGAUGUGGUCUACCCCUCUCGACACGCACCCGUCGACAAUGAGAGUCAGGACCUGGUCGAGCCGGCUGGGGCCGAGACACGCCUACUGUCACCGGCGCACGAGACCUCAGCUCAGAUCAAGCCAGACGACGAUCUAAGUCAAGACCCUCAAGACGAACGGAUAGAGGCUGCAGAGGCCUACGUGGAAGAUGUUCCACCCGAAGAGUAUGACGAGGACCUCAAGCCCGAAGACGAAUACCGGCCCGAAGACGAAUACAAGCCUGAAGACGAGUACAAGCCCGAAGACGAGGAAUGGACCUUCGAGGACGACAUGCAGGACAAUGUCAAGCGCGAAGAGUUUACCACCCAAGCAGCACUGCGAGACCGAGGAACGCGUCGGUUCCCGCCGAACUGGGAGAUCCACCCAGACUUCCCAUUGCUCUACCCUCGAUACUCAGUUCCGUCUUCGGUCAGCCCCGAGGUGCUCGAGAUGCUCACUCGAAAUCUCAACUAUGCCGAAGUGGACGACAUCUUCCACGAGAUCGUCGAUCGAGCUCGGACGAGUCACGGCGCGUUCAACAAGCCUCGUUCCAUCCUGGACCUCUACACGCCGCGCUUCGUCAAAGGCGUCAGCGCCCAGAAAGUCGGUAUGUGUCCCGUCUGCUACGAGGAUGGCCGCGUCAAAUUCCUCAAGACCAAAUUCUCCGCCUACAACUACCACCUUCAGAACUUCCACGGCAUCUCGGCACUCACAGGUCUCCCCUUUACGCCACCCUCCAAGUUUCGGGUCAAGAAACGCAACGCAAAGCCGCGCGAAAGGAGCGAGAUCAUCCAAGGCCACUGCCACAGCUGCAAGAAGUACAUAGAUAUGCAGGGCCCCAAAGAGACCGAUGUCAAGGUUGCUGAGAUUUACUGGUGGAAGCACGCACAGGCUUGUCAUCGGAAGUCGAGCGUUCCGGACGGUGUGAGUGGGCUCUUUGUCGAGGAUAAGUGGUACGAGCGGGUCAAGAGGGUGUUGGAGUUGGUUGGCGGGGUCGAGGGCGAGGUGAGGAAGCUGCUCGCUGGCAGCAAGUAG
This is a messenger RNA of Kalmanozyma brasiliensis GHG001, 2022 nucleotides long. RefSeq names its product Protein of unknown function DUF4451. The record is from RefSeq and is a predicted model, not a curated record. NCBI's taxonomy places the organism in Eukaryota, Fungi, Basidiomycota, Ustilaginomycetes, Ustilaginales. The transcript has a single exon. Bases 1 to 2022 code for a protein of 673 amino acids.